GACCCGACUGGGCUAAAGGGAUCAGGACCUGGAUUUUCUCCCAUAACCUCUGACCCUAGUGCCGAGGAGGUUCCUGGGAAGUCAUCUCGUGUCGUAGCUUCGGCUGCAGAGUGGACCCCCCCGCCCCCCGGCUUCUGCAGUCAGCUUUGUCUGUGCUCUGCUCCAAGGAGCUGCGUUAUAUCUGACAGUCCUCAAGGCAGAAGACCGUUUAAACAAACCUGCGAAUAAGUAUUUAUCUCGUCUUGGGAAUCACCUCCAAAUAGUCAUGUCUGCUGCUUCUGCUUCCAUUGUCAACUCCUCGGUCUUCAUUCUCACAGGCCUCCCUGGCCUGGAACAGUAUUACCCUUGGUUUGCAGUUCCCUUUUCCUGCAUCUACGCCGUGGUUUUCCUGGGAAACUGCCUGGUGCUGCAUGUGAUCCGGAUGGAGCCCAGCCUGCACCAGCCCAUGUUCUACUUCCUGGCCAUGCUGGCCGUCACGGACCUGUGCAUGGGGCUGUCCACCGUGCACACAGUGCUGGGCGUCCUGUGGGGGCUCGGUCGGGAGGUCAGCCUGGAUGCCUGCAUUGCCCAAACUUACUUUAUCCACGGUCUGUCCCUCACAGAGUCGGGAGUCCUUCUGGCCAUGGCCUUUGAUCGCUUUACUGCCAUCUGCAACCCUCUGAGAUACACAUCCAUCCUCCCCAACAGCAGGGUCACUCGCCUCAUGGUGAGCAUUUUGAUGAGAAGCGCUUUGUCCAUUCUCCCUGUCAUCAUCCGUUUGAGGUUCUUUCAUUACUGCCGCCCUCAUCUCCUGUCCCACGCCUUCUGCCUGCACCAGAACCUGCUCCGGCUGGCCUGCUCGGACGUCCGCUUCAACAGCAUCUAUGCUCUGGCUCUGGUGAUCUGUACCCUGUUGCUGGAUGCUGUCCUUAUUCUCGUCUCCUACGUUCUCAUCUUGCAUGCCGUGCUGGCGAUCGCAUCUCCAGCAGGGAGGCUCAAGUCUCUGCAGACCUGUGUCUCCCACCUCUGUGCCGUCCUGGUGUUUUAUAUCCCCAUUAUUGGUCUCACCAUGGUGCACCGCUUUGGGCAGCACCUCUCCCCUUUGGUUCAUGUCCUUAUGGGCAACGUCUACAUUCUCUUCCCACCCCUGAUGAAUCCUGUCGUCUACAGCGUGAAGACCCAGCAGAUCCGUAGUAGGAUGGAGAAGUGGUUUUCUCUGAAAAGGUAG
Messenger RNA from Sus scrofa (pig), 1207 nucleotides. RefSeq names its product olfactory receptor 51V1-like. Gene Ontology annotation, biological process: G protein-coupled receptor signaling pathway. Gene Ontology annotation, cellular component: plasma membrane. Lineage: Eukaryota; Metazoa; Chordata; Mammalia; Artiodactyla; Suidae. The record is from RefSeq and is a predicted model, not a curated record. Gene Ontology annotation, molecular function: G protein-coupled receptor activity; olfactory receptor activity.